Nanorana parkeri is the source of this 1574-nucleotide messenger RNA. Its product is annotated as homeobox protein Hox-D3-like. The record is from RefSeq and is a predicted model, not a curated record. The transcript has 2 exons. Lineage: Eukaryota; Metazoa; Chordata; Amphibia; Anura; Dicroglossidae. Gene Ontology annotation, molecular function: DNA-binding transcription factor activity, RNA polymerase II-specific; RNA polymerase II cis-regulatory region sequence-specific DNA binding. Gene Ontology annotation, biological process: regulation of transcription by RNA polymerase II. Bases 147 to 1325 code for a protein of 392 amino acids. Gene Ontology annotation, cellular component: nucleus.
UCCACAGCUAAGAUGCCUCACUAUUAUCUAUUUUAUGUUUGAUAAGCCUGGCUCAGGGUCACUUGGGGGUGAUCACUGAUAAUCUGAUCACCAAUCGGUCAGUGUCACAUCUCCUUUUGUAAAGAGAACGAAAGGCAGCAAACAGGAUGCAAAAAUCACUUUACUACGACAACUCGGGUCCCUUUACAGGCUGUGGCUUCCAAGAGACCAAUGGCAUGAGCUACUCUGGUCGCCCAACCUAUGCCACUGAAAAUGAAUAUGAAUCUUCUUACUGCCUUCAGCCAGAAACCACCUCCAGUUCCAGCGGAAAUAAAGACGAGCUCCCUAUCAAGGGCAUUAACUUUCACUUGCCCGAUGCCCCAGAACAAGCCCAGCAGCCCAAGUCACCAACUUCAACUUCCCCUGCCCCAAAAUCAGCGACGACCCAGAGUUGCCCAUCCAAGGCGAGCAAUGGAUCAGAGUCUGAUGAUGUCACUUGCACUAAGAAAAGCAGCAAGAGCAACAACUUACCCAAACAGAUCUUUCCCUGGAUGAAAGAAACCCGUCAGAACUCGAAGCAGAAGAAACAAGCCCCUCCCCCAGCAGAAGAAGAGAGCUCAUUGGACACUAGUUUUCUUAGCUCUGCAUCCAAGAGGGCCAGGACGGCCUACACCAACUCCCAGCUGGUAGAACUGGAGAAGGAAUUCCAUUUCAAUCGCUAUCUGUGCCGCCCUAGGAGGCUGGAGAUGGCCAAACUACUGAACUUAUCUGAGAGACAAAUCAAGAUCUGGUUCCAGAACAGGAGGAUGAAGUACAAGAAGGACCACAAGGGGAAAGGCGGAGCUUUGUCUCCUGGGGGGCAGUCUCCCAGCAGCAGCCCAUCGUUGGUCCCCUACUCCAGUGCGCUCCCCCUAGAGGACGAAAAUGGCUAUGACGUGCCCAUGCCUAAUGAGUUUAACAAGAGCCCUGGAAACAUGUAUGGUUUAACAGCCUACUCAGCACCUCUCUUUGACAACCCUCCAGCCCAGAAACGAUAUGGGACCCAGUCCCUAGGCUCUGAGUAUGACCACCCUUCUCUGCAUGGCGAUAUAGUCUAUGACAGCAAUGGUCUACAGGGAAGCCAGAGCUACCUUGGAGGGAGUUACCUGGAAAAUGUGCCUGGGAAUUGCUCCAUGUUCAAUAUGCCCCAUCCUUCAUCAGAUAGCAUGGACUACAGCUGUGCAGCACAGACACCCAGCAAACACCAUCUCGGGCCGUGUGACCCUCAUCCCACCUACACAGACUUAAACAUUCAUCCUGUGCCUCAGGGGUGUUCCCAAGAGCCUCCUGUGCUGACACAUCUGUAGAAUGCUCUACUCUUUGAAACAUAAGGGCAAUUUAGCCUGGCCCAUUAUGUCAUUAAGUAGGGGAAAAAAACUAUACAUAUAAACCCACCAACAUGCCUCAGCUUCCUACAUCUCAUAUGUAUUUACUAAGCUAUGCACAAUACAGGGACUAUGCAUGGAGUGCAGACAAUGCCACAUAAGCAACCAAUUAGUCUAAACUCUCCCUUACCCCCCCUAUAGUAUAAACUGUUAAGCCUGGACAUAAAUACC